AGUUUUCUCAUUCUUUUCUUUUUGAAACACCACCACGAUGAUCAAGUCCAGCGUCAAUAUACCAUUGCUGGUCCACUUGGGUUUCCUGUGGCUUGCUGCUGCAGUUGUGCUACCAGUAGUAGAGGCGAAUCAGCAGCUAGGUCAUGGAAGCCUUCGUCGUCUCGAUGUAGAAGCAAACGGCACAAUAAUGGAAGGGACGGCUGUUCCAACUUUAGCCGAAGAAACCAUUUUUGAUGAAACAGCCAUUGACGAGUCUGACGUUGCCUGUGGUUACACCGUUUGUCCCAUGGGUUCGCUCUGCUGUGGAAAUACAUUUUGUGUCACGGACAGUUCCCUCUGCUCCAUCACCUCCGCAACCCCUAACCCCACCAUCUCUGUGCCCAUGACUGGCGCCCCCACGGAAGCUCCCAGUAGCAGUCCAGUCACUCCAGUAGUGCCCCCCAAUAAUGAUCUCUGUACCACAGCCGAAGGACCCUUGACAGUUACCCCUCAAAGCUUGGACGGAUCCUUGGAAAAUCGUAUUUUAGGAACCACCACGGGUGCCACGGCGCAAAGUGAACUACGACGAUGUGGAGGAACCAUUAGCAGUCCCAGUGUCUGGUACACCGUGGUGGGCAACGGCGCCAAACUGGCCGCAUCCACGUGUUGGCCCGGAACCGACCUGGAUACGCAAAUCUCUGUCUUUCGUGCUGGCAAUACAUCUUUGUCUUGUGAUGAUUCAGAUACUGAUAAUUUGGUCUGUAUCGGAGGCAACGAUGACGCUGCCGGUGCUACCUGCGACAUCAAACCAUUUGCCAGUCGCAUGAUUUGGAAAUCCGAGGUGGGAGUCACUUACUACAUCCUAGUGCAUGGAUUUGUAUCCCGCGUCGGAGACUUUGAACUCAAUGUGGAAGGGACCAACGAUCAGUGUCAAUAUGCCCUGCAACUGCAAGUCGGUGACACGGUGCGAGGAGAUACCAUUCCGGCAGCGCUCCCCUUUGAGGGAGUAUUCAAUAACUGUGGUGGAACGGGAUUGAUUGGUGGCGGACCGGCAUUGUGGUAUCACGUGGUUGGUACGGGAAGUACACUUCAAGCAACGGCUUGUCCCGAUCCCAACAGUAUUCGACCCGUCCGAAUAUCCAUGUUUGAAGCGUCCUGUGACAACAGUGAUUCCUGCGUCGGAGGAGCGGAUCCAGACAGUGGCUGUGCCACCUAUGAAUGGGACUCCCAAGCUGGAACCAACUAUUACAUUUUGGUGCACAGUCAGGCUCCGUAUGCGGCUGGAUAUUUUGACUUGACAAUCUCCAAUAAUAACAACAACAUUGGCCCGGAUGUCGGUGUGGGAAGAGGACAGCCAGAUAUGGAAUGGCCGUAA
This is a messenger RNA of Seminavis robusta, 1354 nucleotides long. The record is from the annotation of a GenBank genome assembly. Lineage: Eukaryota; Bacillariophyta; Bacillariophyceae; Naviculales; Naviculaceae.